AUUUAUUCAACUCGAUCUAAAACAAAUCAAUCGCAUCAUCUCGGGCCUUUCCGUAAAAGGUCGGAAAAACCUUGUUUUGAUUACCGCUCGCCGAAAAGGUCCGAGAAGUUGCGAUUGAGGAGACUUCCAAUCGAUUUAUAAGACCUAGUCUAUUUAUAGAUAUGACAGGUGCGUGAUUCAGGUUUGUUUGUAAACAUUACACACAAUGGCCAGACUGGCAGUUUCUACAUGAUUGUUUAAUAUCAUGGCUAUAAAAAGACACCUUAGCAGUAUGAUUAUUUAUUUUUGUCCAUUUACGUUAUUUAAAUGUUGACUCAUAAAAAGUUUUUAAAAUUUCUCCCUAAAUCGGCUUAUAUAUAAAUGUUGAUGUUUUAUAAUUUAGUUUAAAGGCAGAUAUAACGGGGAAGGAAUAUACACGUGUUUGGGAUAUAGAGUUCUAUCUUCAUUUUUGUUGAUGUUGUUGUUUUUGUUGAUUAUUUUCUUGGUGAUCCAGUGCUAGCAAUCUUAAUAUUUCUAUCGAUUAAAGGAUUAAUUGUGCAUAAAAUGCAGAAAGCAUCUAAAUGUACCCACAGGACGUGUGAGCACUGUAAAAACCAACCAAAUCCCCCGACAUAUUCAGAAGAUGAAUACGACUUCUUGGCGAAAGUUGUUCUGAUUGGUGACAGCGGUGUUGGUAAGAGUAAUCUUUUGUCAAGAUACACCAGAAAUGAGUUCAGUCUAGAGACCAAGACUACGAUUGGAGUAGAAUUCGCCACCAGGAGUGUACACAUUAAUGGUCAAACGCUGAAAGCACAGAUCUGGGACACCGCGGGGCAGGACAGAUACAGAGCCAUUACUAACGCAUACUACAGAAAAGCUGUCGGCGUUGUGAUGGUUUACGAUAUUGCAAAACGAGUGACAUUUGAUAAUUUAGAUAAAUGGCUGAAGGAAGUGCGUGACUUUACCGAUGAUGACGUCAUUUUAUUAUUGGUAGGAAAUAAAACGGAUCUUCGUCAUUUGCGUGCUGUGUCGUCACAUGAAGCUCAGCAGUAUGCAGAGAAAAACAGAAUGUCUUUCAUUGAAACCUCGGCUUUAGACACUACACACGUAGAGACGGCAUUCCAGACAAUUUUAUCAGAAAUCUACUCCAUGGUUUCACAAAAAAGCAUGAAGGACGAUACAGGUGGUUUCACACUCACCAGUGAGCUACAGUCGUAUGACGUCACAGAGACUGAAAACGAAAAGGACGGAAAGAGAAAGUGUUGUAUUAUCAUGUGACACACUGUUUGUUAUCACGUGACAAACAAGUUAUCACGUGACACGGAGUACAUUGUCAUGUGACAUAAGGCAUGUCAUCACGUGACCGGCAUUACAAUGACCACCAUUUGUUU
Molecule: messenger RNA, 1370 nt
Organism: Saccostrea cuccullata (small rock oyster)
Lineage: Eukaryota; Metazoa; Mollusca; Bivalvia; Ostreida; Ostreidae
Product: ras-related protein Rab-11A-like
Exons: 6
Coding region: 544-1257 (237 amino acids)
Biological process (GO): exocytosis
Cellular component (GO): Golgi apparatus; recycling endosome
Molecular function (GO): GTPase activity; GTP binding
Source: RefSeq, a predicted model, not a curated record